This is a messenger RNA of Tachysurus vachellii, 3168 nucleotides long. RefSeq names its product sarcospan (Kras oncogene-associated gene) (gene sspn). NCBI's taxonomy places the organism in Eukaryota, Metazoa, Chordata, Actinopteri, Siluriformes, Bagridae. The transcript has 3 exons. The record is from RefSeq and is a predicted model, not a curated record. Bases 141 to 821 code for a protein of 226 amino acids. Gene Ontology annotation, cellular component: dystrophin-associated glycoprotein complex; sarcolemma.
AACAGUACAGAGGGCCAGUCAGGGAAAGGAGAGAAGAAGAAAAACAGGAGACAAAAAGAGGAAAACGGUUAAAGGGAAGAAAGAGGUAAAGAACCAAAAGAAUAAGUCACUGUGCUUGAGGAAGGAAGACAGGAGGAAGCAUGGGGUCAGAGAAGAGCCCAGCGGGGUCUGGUGGAGGGCAAAAUAAGGCCAAACCAGAUCGAAGAGUCUCAGGCGCCGAGGGAAGCCACACAUGCUGCGGCUGCCGCUUCCCACUGCUCAUCGCCCUGCUGCAGCUGCUACUGGGCAUCGCCAUCACAGUCGUGGCCUUCCUCAUGACCACCAUCAGCCCCUCUCUGCUGGCCAGGGAGACCCCACAUUGGGCUGGAAUUAUUUUGUGCAUUGUAUCUGUCCUGGGCUUUGUGCUCUAUUUCAUCACUUAUCUGCCUGAUGAGAGGACCUACACACAGUUCAUCAUAAAGCUUAUGUACUUCAUCCUGUGUUCAGUGGGGCUAGUCAUCUCCAUUAUAGUAAUUGCCUUCCAAGGCCACCACUACUCUUUGACCAAUGGCUUCAUAUGCAGGGAGACAAACCAAGACUGUAUCUGCACACUGGAGCCAGAGGACCCCAUCGCACGCACCUUCACCUACGCCGAGGUGACAGACUGCACUGCUGUCACAAGCACUCUCAUGAAGUACUACCUGCUGCAGAUGGUGUUGAAUCUGGCUCAGGCUAUCGUCUGCUUGCUAGGAGCUUUCAUCAUGUGGAAGCACCGCUAUCAGGUGUUCUUUGUGGGCUUGCAGAUGGGUUCACCCACCACUCAGCAAUGGCAGAAGGUUUAAGAGUAGGGCAAGGGACAAAGGCACUGGGAGAACGGACAAAAUGUUCUUCUGGGAGCAAAACAUGCUUCAGUUGAGUGUUUUUGUGUGUUGAGAGAAAGUCCAGAAUUUCCCACAGCAUGUCUAUUUGGUGUGGGUACAGCUGAAGAUAUAUUUUGCAUGGCGUGGCAGUAUCAUACUGUACUGCGGUUGCAAAUUACAGUUUCCUGUCCUUUUUUAGGGCUUCUGUAUUUUUCUGUAAUGGCGUCUGGACAUUUCCACUAAUAUAAAUGUAUACUUGCUCUUGCCAUGCCAAGAAGGAUAUUUUUAUCUAACAGGCUGUAUGUGUGAUCCAACAGGACAGCUGUCAUUCUGAGAGAGCUACAUAUUCACUCUGUUUGCAUAGGAUUUGCAUAUCAGACCGAUGGCCUGAAUAGGUAGCAAUUAUAUGACAAUCCCUAUUGUUACCUUCUCAACAAAAAAGUAUUGAUAAAAGUUUUAAGUCUGCAUACGUCAUUUUUAAUCCGCUUUUUUUCCUUCAGGCGGUGGUGCUCAGAAAGUUGUCCUCCAUUUCAGUUUGUUCUAGUCACUAUUGUUAUAGUUAAUAUUUAUUUAUUAACUUAAGUAAAAGGGCCACUUGAAUUAAAAUGGUUACUUGAAACACACUAACGUGUGUCAGGUUUUUCUUUUGAGAAGUUGUCAAUUUCUUAAUCCAAAAUUAAUCCAUAGAUCAUGCCAUCUUAAAUCUAACUGCAGUUUUAAUGGAGUUUUACAGCAACAUGUUUCAAUAUUGCAAUAUUAAUUCUGUAUUUUUGUUGACUAUGUCUUGAUAUUGCAGUGUAUAUGAUUUUCUUUGCUUUUUGUAAUCGGAAGCUGCCCUUUAUAUUUUUUUAUAUGUCACGUUUCAAUGAAUAUUACAUUGUUUUACUGACAGCUGCACACUUUUUUGUAUUAUUUUGGUUUGUUUACAAGCAUCAUUUAAUCUCUUACAUUGUUUAACAGUCAAAAGCAAACUGCCCUUAAUCUGCUUUAGUUACAUUCAUUGCUUAAACUUGCUUAUUGCCAUUAAUAAAUAUAAGAUCACUAACAGAAAUAGUCCUGCACACAGACUGGCAGUUGUAAAUCAUGUCCAGUAAAAGGACAGGCUUGUGGUCUAAAGUCUUUGCUUACACAGUGGAUAAACAACACUACUGUCAGCAGCAGAGACAUAGGGUCAGAAGGGGGGGUCAGAGGGGGUACUCAGACACACAACAGGUCACUGUCUGAUCACUGCUUUUACACCAAUUUUCUUGUUACAUAAAUGACAAAUACAGAACUGACCAGGUUUAACAACCUAUCAUGUAACAAACAUCUGAAGACCAUUCAUGAUUUGUACCAGUGCAGGAGUUUAACAGGGUGUGUACCAAAGUGUCUUUUUGCAGACAGUGUAUGGUUUUUGAAGUUUGACACUUGUAGAGAGAGGAGUAUUUAGAGCGUGUGCUAUAUGCUUGAGAUAAAAAAAAAAAAAACAAGCUCCGAAUUCAUGUCUGUGACUCAUCAUCCUUUAAUAAUAACCAUCUCUAUUUCUCUGAAUGUUCACAGGACAAAAAUAGGGCAAUAUGUAUAGGUUUCAGUUAUGCCCUAAGGUAUAAUAACAUAUCAAGCCAAUAUAAUGACUGAGGCAUAAUAGUCCCCUUUAUUGGCACAAUUGCACUCAGUGUACAGCAUCAGAGUCAUAAAGCCAAUACAUAUUGUGAAAAUUGUGCACACUCAGCUAUAAUAUUAAAACAAAAGCUGUUUAAAUGUGAGAUGAAACAGCAGCUGAUGAAGCUGUAAUGCGUUCUCCAGCAUGGGAAACUCAGCAGGCCAUCCUUUUGAGAAGCAGAGUAAAAAAAAAAAAAAAAAAGGAGUGGCUCAUGUCCGUUUUUUUUUUUGUUUUUUUUUAUAUCUUACAAUGUUUUUAGGGAAGAGAGCCUCGGGGUUGUUCCUACACCACUGCUCAUGUGACUACCUCACUGCUGCAUGUCUGUCUCGUGUGACACCUCACGUCACAUGCGCUUAUCACAUGCAGGAAGGCAGAUUUUAGAUUAACCCCUGUUUAUAUUGUCUAUUUAUCACUGUGGCACAUUUCAUAAUGUUUUGAAUGAUGGUUGUAUUUUUGUUUUUAUGAAAUGUCUGGCACAUAUCACUGUGCAAAAGUUCCUCAAGACAUCAAGUUAUCACUUUCAGUGCCUUUGCCUUUAUGUAUCUGCUAUUUAAAGAUAACCUAUUCAAGUGUAUACGAUACAUAAACACGUACAAGAUUCUUAACAUUUUUGACAAUUUAUGUGUAUGUGUAUUUAUAGGACUUAGAAUGUGUGCGAUUUUACACAAUACAGUUACAUGACAUUUA